CAAAGAGAGAAACGACGAUGAUUCGUGUGAAGGAGGAAGUGAAGAAGCAGCUAUGGCUUUCUGCACCACUCAUUGGUGUUAGCCUUCUUCAAUACUCUCUCCAAGUCAUCUCCGUCAUGUUCGUCGGCCAUCUCGGCUCUCUUCCCCUCUCCGCCGCCUCUAUCGCCACCUCCUUUGCCUCUGUUACCGGCUUCACCUUCCUCUUGGGAACAGCGAGUGCAUUGGAGACUUUAUGUGGCCAAGCGUACGGAGCAAAACUGUACGGAAAAUUGGGCAUCCAAAUGCAGAGAGCAAUGUUUGUACUUCUUAUACUCUCUGUUCCUCUCUCAAUCAUUUGGGCUAACACAGAACAGAUUCUCGUAUUGGUCCAUCUAGACAAGUCUAUUGCAAGUGUUGCUGGCUCCUACGCUAAAUACAUGAUCCCGAGUCUCUUCGCCUACGGAUUACUUCAAUGCAUCAACAGGUUCUUGCAAGCGCAGAACAAUGUGUUCCCUGUCUUUGUCUGCUCUGGUAUCACCACUUGUCUUCAUUUGCUUCUCUGUUGGUUGUUUGUUUUGAAGACUGGUUUAGGAUACAGAGGAGCUGCUCUCGCUAUCUCGGUCUCUUACUGGUUCAACGUCAUUCUCCUCUCGUGUUAUGUCAAGUUUUCGCCUUCUUGCUCGCAUAGCUGGACCGGGUUUUCGAUGGAGGCUUUUCAAGAACUUUAUGAUUUCUCUAAAAUUGCUUUUCCUUCAGCAGUUAUGGUCUGUUUGGAGCUUUGGUCCUUCGAGCUUCUGGUUCUUGCCUCAGGCCUUCUUCCUAAUCCGGUUUUAGAAACUUCGGUGCUUUCCAUCUGUCUAAAUACUUCACUAACAAUCUGGCAGAUCUCGGUUGGUCUUGGUGGUGCUGCGAGCAUAAGAGUCUCGAAUGAGUUAGGAGCAGGGAAUCCACAAGUGGCAAAACUGGCUGUAUAUGUCAUUGUAGGCAUAGCAGUUGCCGAGGGAAUUGUGGUGGUAACGGUUUUGUUGUCGAUUCGGAAGAUCUUAGGUCACGCUUUUAGCAGUGACCCGAAAAUCAUCGCAUAUGCCGCAUCAAUGAUACCAAUUGUUGCAUGUGGAAACUUCCUUGAUGGCCUCCAAUGUGUUCUCUCAGGGGUUGCUAGAGGAUGUGGAUGGCAGAAAAUUGGAGCGUGUGUGAAUCUUGGAUCAUAUUAUCUCGUAGGAGUUCCAUUAGGAUUAUUACUUGGUUUCCAUUUCCACAUUGGUGGUCGGGGGCUUUGGCUGGGAAUCGUAACAGCAUUGGCUGUUCAAGUGUUGUGUCUUUCCUUAGUCACUAUAUUCACAAACUGGGAUAAAGAGGCAAAGAAAGCUACGAACAGAGUCGGGUCUUCAGAUGACAAAGAUGGUGACGUCCAAUGACCAAUACACGUCUGAGCAAAAAGCAGUUGCUAAUGAGCUUAACAAUGUUAACGAAUAAAUGGCUAAUGGUGCU
Molecule: messenger RNA, 1470 nt
Organism: Arabidopsis arenosa
Lineage: Eukaryota; Viridiplantae; Streptophyta; Magnoliopsida; Brassicales; Brassicaceae
Source: the annotation of a GenBank genome assembly